Westerdykella ornata is the source of this 1034-nucleotide messenger RNA. RefSeq lists its product as uncharacterized. The record is from RefSeq and is a predicted model, not a curated record. The transcript has a single exon. The coding region runs from base 325 to 765 and encodes 146 amino acids. Lineage: Eukaryota; Fungi; Ascomycota; Dothideomycetes; Pleosporales; Sporormiaceae.
UUGAAGCGCCGACGCACCAUACCGCGAUCAGAUUGACUCCCGCGACAGCCGGACGCCAAACGCAUGGAUAGGCCAAGCUCUCCCCGCUCUCGCGCGCAACAUCCUCCGCUCAAUGCACGACUCCUCCCAAACCCGCCGUUAGUCGCUCCAGACACCUUUUAAGGAAAAAAAAAAAAAUAAGACUGCAAGGCGUAAUAGCCCAGCGGUCAGAAAGAAUUUCCACAUUUGGAUCCCCUCCGCGCUCGAUUCCCGCUCGAGUCUCCUUCCGCACGCCAUUAUACGUUCGCACCGCUUUCACACGCCGCCACAUAUCGCACGUCCACAAUGCCCGGCCUCUGUGGCACGCUCGCCGACCCCCCCAAGAACAUGACAGCCCGCGACCGCCUACGCUGGUACGCCUAUUGGCCGAAACGCGUCUUCAGCCGCAACCCGAGAGACCGCGACCCACGAUUCAUCCGACCCGGCGAGAAGAUGCCCCGCCUCAAGUACCGCCGAACCCCCGACCCCGAACACAAGGCGGCUCUCGAGGCGUGGACAUGGGAAGCGGCGUGGAGCGACAAGCCCCCCGAGCUCCGGUACUCACCCCACGGCGACUGCUACUCCCCAAUGGGCACGCGCCUGCCCACCCCACCGACCAGCAUUAUAGGCGUUGAGCUGGAGGAGGAGAAGAAGGAAGAGGAAGAGGAGGAGAGGAAGGAAGAGGAAGAGGAGGAGAAGGAGGACAUGGGAGUGGAGGUGGAUAGUGGAAUCGGAUCGUUGGACUAGAGGUUAAUAGGGGGAAAGGGGAGUCAUUGAUAUUCGGGGCGUCACAGGUAGAUUAGGUGGGAUGAAUAAAUAAAGAGAUUGGGUUCAAGACACAAGAAUGAAGAGAUGGGUGUCUAGCAUCAAGAAUAGAAGGAAGGGAAUGUCAAGACUGUUUGCUUUUUUGUAUAAAAGGGAAGGAGUUGGGAGUUUCUUUUGGCGUUAUCUACAGCUGGGGCGUUCUAAGGUAGCAUGUCCUGAGGCGGGAGGCGGGAGGAGGCGUUUUUUUGGGG